Aspergillus fijiensis CBS 313.89 is the source of this 2278-nucleotide messenger RNA. RefSeq names its product putative pH signal transduction protein PalI. The transcript is spliced from 3 exons. Gene Ontology annotation, cellular component: plasma membrane; growing cell tip; cell division site. The record is from RefSeq and is a predicted model, not a curated record. NCBI's taxonomy places the organism in Eukaryota, Fungi, Ascomycota, Eurotiomycetes, Eurotiales, Aspergillaceae. The coding region runs from base 94 to 2037 and encodes 647 amino acids.
UCCCUGCCAUUCGGUUUGCAUCACGCCAGCCACUUCUGGUUCUCCGCUCGCCUCUCGAUCGCGGCGACUGUGUCGCUCCGCUCUCGAGUCGCCAUGCUUCUCAAACCCGCUACACCGCUUACUAUCCUCCUACUGAUCGCAUUUGUUCUUCUCCUCAUCUCCGUCAUCUCGACUCCGAUUGUCAAAAGCAUACCAUUAGCGACUUUCGAGAAUGUCGAUUAUGGUGUCUUCGGUUACUGCAAAGGUGACCAGUGUACCAGCAUUCAUGUUGGCUAUGCCGACGAUAACAUUAUCACGACCAACACCAGCAGCAGCGAAUUCAAUAUCCCGCCCAGUACUCGGAAGUCGCUUUCAGCCAUUUUGAUUGUCCAUCCCAUCGCAGCCUUUCUUACUCUCAUUUGUCUGUGCCUGGCGGCAGCAGCGCACUUUCAUGCCCCGUCGCAUUCGCCACGAUAUCUCCUGGCACUGCUAAUUCUACUUCUCCCCACACUGCUCGUGUCGCUCUUGGCUUUCCUCGUCGACAUCUUGCUGUUCGUUCCGCAUCUCAAAUGGGGAGGAUGGAUUGUGCUCGUGGCCACCAUUCUGCUUGUGACUUGCGGUGUGGUCACAUGUGCCAUGCGCCGGACACUUGUCAGCCGCAAGGCGAGGAAGAGGCGCAUCGCAGAAAACGCUGAAAUGAGUGGGGAGAAUUUUUACAAUCGUCAGAACGCCGCGGCAGCAGCAGGAGGCUUGGGCCAGCCAGAGAGCUUCAAUGCCGAUGUCAAGGAGCCGGUUGUUACUGGUUCGCCUCCUACCUCUGAUGUCGGACCCACAUUCACUACAUUCCGUACAACAACCCAUGACAGCGACGAUGACCGCACUCCUUUAAACGCUCGGAAUCCCCCUAGUGAUGCUGCACUGCCCACUGGUCCAUAUGCCAAUAUGCGCGGUGAUGUAAUGGCUUACAAUGCCCCACCGGAUCAUAUCGAAAGCGCUCCUCCUUCUGUCCAAGGACCUGGGCCGCGGAUGCGCCCCGGACCCCCCGAUGCUCGACUCCGCAAUCAGUAUUCUGACGGCAGUAUGGGUUCGCGACGAGGUCCCCCUCCUCCAGGAUCUGCCCCGCGUGGACGUGGCGGAUAUGGCCCGCGAGGAGGAUACGGCCGAGGGGGUUAUUACGGGCCAGGACCACGAGGACCUCCACCGGGCGGGCCGAUGAGAGGCGGACAUCCAGGAGCGAUGGGUCGAGGUUAUCGAGGACCCCCUCAGCCUGGUGGUUAUGGUCCCUCGCCAGGGUUUCGGCCGACACCCCCUCCUGAGACUGACUACGAUUACCGCGGCCCAGCACCCUCUGCGGGUGUUCAUCGACAGCCAUCUCCGGGUCCGAUUGGGAUGGCCGUAUCUGCGGAUUAUGAGGCGGCUGGACAAGCUAUUGAGAUGCAGCCGCAGCCAAAACGCCUAGGCUCUGCUGAUCCUGUGUCGCAUGGGGUGACGUCCGAUUCCCAGCCGCAUGCAGUGUCAGCCGACGGAUAUCCUGAGCCCAUAAGCCCUACAAGCCUUUAUAGCCGGACACCUUCGCAUAAUCACCCGCGUGCUGGCUGGGCGCAAGCAGAUGGCCCCGCCCACCACGCACCCUCGCCGGCGCAUGGCUACGGCUCCGCGCGGCAACACGCACGUUCGCCUUCAACCGACUAUUUUGAAGAUGUGGAUCCUCGAUUUGUGAACCCCAACGAGUCGGCAGCAGCUAACCCACCACGGUUACCUCCUGCCCUCACACCUGGUGCCAUUGGUGAGCGGAAACCGACGGAUGACUCGGCUGAGGCCCCUCACUCACCCACUACUAGUGAAGUAAGCCACUUCACUUCCAUUUCCCAACGGCCUAUCAACCCUCGCUGGCGCCCACCGCCUGUUCCGGCUCAACAGAAGCAUGAUGUGCUGCUGGAGAACAAUCCGGAUUUUGACCUUCAGGCGGGUGCCGGGCGAGGAGGGCUUGCCGGAGUAGGAAGUCGGAUGCCGCCCCUGUCAAUACCUCGAGACGCCUCAAGAUACCCCCUUCCAUGAACAUAAUCUUUAAUUCCGCGUUACACCAUUGCCUCACUCUUUGCAAUUGUCCGAAUACGGGUCUUCCGGGGACUUACGAUGCCUGUCGCUGGACGGGAUCUUUUCUGGGACUGAUGAACCCUUGUGUCGUGUUCGCGCAGCAUGGCAUUUGCAUAUAAGCGCACUGCGUCUGUAGCUAUGAUCACUACGAUUUGGCAUCGAAAAAACAACAGAUGUACAUUCACCAACGGGCGCUUGAUAC